UUCGCUGCAGUAUGUGCUGUACAUAGCCGUACGUACAUAUAACGUCUUAAUCCAGCUAUAAAAGCAAAUCCCGGUUGGCAAAUUUAAAUUCUCAUAAUUAUUUCCAAUAGUUUUGAACUGACGAUUUAACUAAUCCUAAAAAAUGUUUGAACACUCUUUCCUUUUUUUCGUUUCCGUUCUUGUUCUUGCUCCCAUCGCAGCAUCGCGCAGAAGCGCCGUCCAGGCACCCGACUGUUUUCUCACCAUCAACGAAUUCCAGCUGGGUGCAGAAAAAUUCAAACGGGAAUUUAUUGAAUUGUCAACCAACUGUCGUCCUCUUGAUCUUUCACCUUUCGUGAUCGUAAUGUGGAAAGGCGCCAAGGACAAACCAGCCCGAUUGUCCCACCGCAUCCGCUUCACCCUGGACAGCAACUGUUCAGCUCUAAACCUUAUGCAAACCUCCCUGGUCAUCGGCACUCAAGAUUUAGAAGCGAAUUUAUCCAUUAAGACGGACACGUUAUUCUGUCCAUUCGAUUUAUUUAACGUCAGUACUGAAUGGCCGAAAAACCAGCAUUUCUGGAUCGACAAGGGCUCAUCCAGCAUCAACGCCAUCGUGGUGUAUAAAAAUGUCCCCGCGGAGAAACUCCAGGUCAACAUCAGCAUCAGCGAGGAGACCGCGUUCCGUUCGCACAUCCAGGAUGUGGUGUUCCUCACUAAAGACGGAACGGGACGUAGUCUGAAGGAUUUUCUCCUUCCCGACUACGACGUGGCCAAUGCGAAUCAGAGCAACAAAGGGUACUAUGUUCUGAAGGAGCAGAAAUUACCCGGGAAUCUUUCCGCGGAUACACGAAAGAGUUUCAGUUUUUGUUGUAAGCCGGGACAAGGUCGGGAGGAGCGCAAGUGGCCGAUGGGAUUCAAAUUCGGCAAGCCGUCACCGGGUGAAGAGAACGAUUGUAUCGGAGAGUACUGCUUUGAUCCCAAAGGGAGCACAUUUAACCUCAGCCUGUUUGAUCGGUGUGUCAAGGCAUCGGUGCAUGAAAAGUUUCCGGACGGUAAAAAUGUGUUUGAGGACUUUGUUAAAGAACAUCCCGUAGCAGCCGGCGUUAUAGCCGGUAGUGUGGUAGCGGCAAUUAUCGUGGCGAUCGUUUUGGGCAUCAGCUACCAUCAGCGUCGAAGAAUUCAGGAGUUGCGGAUUAUUAAGCAUCUAUCUCGACAGCGUUCCAUCAAACUGCGCACCGCAUCUGAUGACAGUAUCGACGGAAAUGUGGCCUUUGACAGAAAUGAUCGUAAAUGAGCUUUUGGCAGAGGACCUUGUGAUUAGUUCUGAUAUUGCUGUUAAUUCUGCGCGAUCCCGUGGUUGAAGUUUGCUGGUGCCAGAUAUGUUAUUUUGCAGUUAACUCGGAAAGGAAUAGUGGAAAACUUGGAAUGUAAAACGUGUGUAUUGUACAUGUGUGCUUUCGUUAUUGUUAUGUUUUGCUAACUUUUGUGAAAAAUGUUUAAGUCACAGGAAAACAGUAUUUUUUGUGCAUUUUGUUCAUUGUUACCGCCUAUUGUAUUAUAUGUGUCUGUAUCAUAUUUUAUAUACUCUUUGUAUUUUUAAUUAUACUGUUUAUAUACACUUUCAUCGCAUGGGCCAUAUGUUUACAAUUGUGCACACGCACUUACUGUAUUUUGUGUGUUUCUGCAAAAAUAAGAAAGUACAUU
Messenger RNA from Paramacrobiotus metropolitanus, 1683 nucleotides. RefSeq lists its product as uncharacterized. The transcript is spliced from 3 exons. The coding region runs from base 143 to 1273 and encodes 376 amino acids. The record is from RefSeq and is a predicted model, not a curated record. NCBI's taxonomy places the organism in Eukaryota, Metazoa, Tardigrada, Eutardigrada, Parachela, Macrobiotidae.